Frankliniella occidentalis (western flower thrips) is the source of this 2039-nucleotide messenger RNA. RefSeq lists its product as uncharacterized. The record is from RefSeq and is a predicted model, not a curated record. Lineage: Eukaryota; Metazoa; Arthropoda; Insecta; Thysanoptera; Thripidae.
AGUCAGGGGAGUAAGAAGACUUCGCCCGGCCGCCGCUCGCCGCCAGCGCUCUCAGCCGACGUCCGAGCGGUCCGGCCACACUUGCUGCACAUCUUCAGUUGACGAGCAACGUUUGGCCAGCAGCAGCAAGGACGGCUCUAGUUGACACAAUGGAGAGAUCUGAGUGGCACCUCCACCUCCUGCCCCAACUGCGGGUCGAAAUGGAGCAGCGAGGCCUGCUCUCCCCGCUGCUGUGGGUGCCCAUGGACGCAGUCGGCCAGAUCUGCUAUGAUAAAAUGGUCGAUAUGUUGUUUUUCGCGCCCAGUGAUUGGGAUGCCCUGAUGGGGUCUCUAGCGACCCUCGCAAGAAAUGUGUUCAUGAAGAAGCUGAACUACGCUGCAUGUCGUGGCGCCACCCGGACAAGGCCGUGCUGCUGCACGGUGCGGUCCGCCUGUCUCACACGCCCUUCACCGUCGUGGAGUUCGCCACCCUCCUGGCCAUGUCGUCGAACUCUAGAGCGGUGGAGUUGGCGGCCAAGCUUAUAACUUGUGCAGUUCAAGAGUGGUCCGAGAACAUCUACGUCAACACGUCGUACGUGACGCUGCUGCUCACCUCGAACUGCAGGAGCCUCUUGUCGCUGGAGACCGCGCUGGAGUGCCUCGGGCGUGCGCGCAAGCUGGCUCCCAACAGCCCCCUUCUCUCGGGCUACUACUGGAGCCUGCACGACAUACAGCGCGCCGGCGGCCAGCUGUCGCCGAUCCUCGAGGAGAGCGCCGAGGACAUGAUCGCGAGGGGCAUUGGCCAGUGGGACGCGGCCAAGGAGGCCAGGAUGCGUGAGCUCGCCGCCCAGCUGUACCCUGGCGCGGCGGUUGUGAAGACAUCCACGGCCUCCCAGCUCCUCGCGGCGCCGCCGCAAGAACAGCCAUCGCCCACCCUCGCCGGGGAAGACCUAAGCCCGGCCAUGCGCUCGCCGAAUCUCUGGGGCCCGGCGGCACCUCGAAGAGCACCAGUGCGGAGGUCGGCGACCCCGCCACUGCCGUCGUCGAAGAUGACCACACCGGUGACAAGCCCGGUGACGACCCCGUCGACCACCCCGGCCACCUCCCCGUCAUCAUCCCCGCCUUCAGGGCGCCGAUUGAGAACUCAGACGCAAAUCGGCACCCUGCGCAUGCCGCUGACCAAGCCUGCUGCACCUGACGCCCCUUCGGCUGCACCCGACGCCCCUUCGGCUGCACCUGACGCCCCUUCGGCUGCACCUGCAUACCGGCUGUCUGUGCCACCCCCACCGCCCUCACUUCGAGAACGGACUGCUGCACCGAGCCCUGCUCCUCCUGCCGCUGCACCGAGCCCUGCUCCUCCUGCCGCUGCACCGAGCCCUGCUCCUCCUGCCGCUGCACCGAGCCCUGCCCCUCCUGCCGCUGCACCGAGCACUGCUGCUGCACGGAUCACAGCUGCUGCACAGAAUAUACCGUGGGCGUCAUGGACGAGCCGCUCUGCCCCGUUAACACCACCUCCAACUCCUUCCCCUCCGCGUGAGGGGUCGUUGAGUGAAGAAGCUGACACCGUACCUCUCUGGCGGCGCCCGACUGGCGCCGGUCUGACCGAGGUAAGGUCCAGAUGGCGAACAUCGCCUGCAUCCAUGGGAUCUUCGGCUUUAACCAUAGUAAUGUCUGAAUCCUUGGCCACCAAGUCUUCGUCCAAAGUGACCUCUGCCCCCAUGGCAGGGAAGCCUGCUAUUGUCAACUGUGUAUGUACGAGCAGUUGUGCUCUAUUAACUUAUAAAAGUUAUGGAACCCUUCGCCCUGGUGCGUCCAUACCUAAACUUUGCUCUUUGAAGUAAAUUUUCAAUUUUUAUUAAGUACUGUGUUGUAUGUAAUUGAAGUAUGCAAUGUUUUGUACAUUAUCCAAACUGACUGACUUUGUCUUUGUGAAAUUUUAUACCUGUAAGAGUUAAGACUUGCCUCUAAAAGAAAAAAAAAAUAACAACUGUUUAAACCAAACAAUCAUGUAAUUAGCACAGGAGGCAUUAUUUCUAAUAAAUGAAAUUGUAUUGUCAUCCA